AUGGCGCGGGGGUUUCGGCGGGUGGCGGUGAUGGCGUUUGUGGGGAGCGACGAAGGUCUCACGAAGGGCAGCAACGGCUCCAAUCGAGGCACGCGCUACGCUUAUCUGGUGAACGAAGAGUAUGGGCAUUUUCGAUGUGAUGUGGAAGUAACAGUUAGUGCAGCACUGAGAUGGCGUUCAAGCUGCAAGAUCUACCGUAAGUGA
Molecule: messenger RNA, 204 nt
Organism: Closterium sp. Yama58-4
Lineage: Eukaryota; Viridiplantae; Streptophyta; Zygnematophyceae; Desmidiales; Closteriaceae
Source: the annotation of a GenBank genome assembly